Molecule: messenger RNA, 2872 nt
Organism: Porites lobata
Lineage: Eukaryota; Metazoa; Cnidaria; Anthozoa; Scleractinia; Poritidae
Source: the annotation of a GenBank genome assembly
AUGAUGUAUUUGUCAUUUUUUCUCCUGUUCGUUGUUCCGUUUUUCGUUUAUGGCGUCUCAAAUUCGUCUGUGAGUUCACUUAAUAAGGACCCCUGUCACUAUUGCAACGUUCAUUUGACUUGCCGGUACAGGGACCUGGGCAAUGCCGUAAAGUCCUUAGAAUCAAAGGUGGAGAGUCUUAUUAAACAGAACAACAAAUCCUUUGGAAUCGGCAAUGCGGUUAAGUCUUUAGAGGCAAAGGUGGAGAGUCUUACUGGACUUAACAACAAAACUUCUUACGUCGGUGAAGCUGUAAAGACCUUGGAAGCAAAGGUUGAAAGCCUUCUUGGAAUGAACAACAAGACCUCUGGAAUCGCCGAUGCGGUCAAGUCUUUGAAUGCCACGGUGGAGAGUUUUACUGGACUGAACAACAAGACAUAUGGCGUCGCCGAUGUCUUAAAGUCCUUAGAAGUAAAGGUGGAAAAUCUUAAUGGAUUGAACAAGAAGACUUCUGGCAUCAGCAAAACCGUGAAAGCUUUGGAAUCAAAGAUUGAGAGUCUUAGUGAACUGCGCAAUAAGACUUCUCGAAUCGGCGAUGUGGUCAAGUCCUUAGAAGCAAAGGUUGAGAAUCUAAUUGCGCUGAUUAAUCGUACUUCUCUUAUUCCACAACCGGCUCUGAUAACGACAGGUAAUCUAAAAAGAAAACUACUAAUACAAUUGUUAAUAUUUAAUCUUCAGCAAAUGUCCUUUGGUCUUUGUUAUCCUCAACUCAGUUUUAAUUCUCGGUUUUAAUCUCGUCAGCUGCUGUCUCUUCUUGCAAGGAACAAUAUACGAAAAAGACAAUUAUGAGUACAUUUUUAUUCAGGGAUAUUAUUUUCAGCACAGGCGCAUAGCUUUUGCAUUUGCUGCUUUUUCAGCCGCCUAGCUGAAUAUCAAUGUGAUACUUUCUUUCUUCAAACAGCUCAUUAAAAACAAUCAUAACCAUAACCAAACAUUCAUAACAAAAGAAUGUUGGGAUCAUUCUCAGCAGCUGGGCACAGAACCUUAUAUAAAAACAGUAGCAGGAUAUAAUAUACAACACCUUAUAUAUUCCACUUCACCAAAAUUACCCUAUUUUAGUUGCUGUGUCACUAAAUAACGCAAUUAAAUUAAAAUAGCUCAUUACUAAAAGUCCUUCUUACGAACGCCUUCUUUAACACUUAAAAGUUAUGUAAAAUGUUUUUGUUGUCUUUUGUGUAUGAGUUACAGACAAUUACAGAAGGCUUGUGUAAGAGUUCUUACAGAACGCGUAAGAGAGCUUACACAAGCCUUUUGUAAGAUACUUACAGAACGCGUAGGAAGGCUUACAGAAGGCUUGUGUAAGACUCUUUGUACAAGGCUUGUGUAAGUAUCUAACACAAGGCUUGUAUAAAGAGUCCUUACAGAAGACUUGUGUAAGGGUGCUUACGGAAGGCUUGUGUAAGAUACUUACAGAAGGCUUGUGUAAGAGUCCUUACACAAGCCUUGUGUAAGAGACCCUACACAAGGCUUGUGUAAGAGUCCUUACACAAGGCUUGUGUAAGAGUCCCUACACAAGGUUUGUGUAAGAUACUUACAGAAGGCUUGUGUAAGAGUCCUUACAGAAGGCUUGUGUAAGAUACUUACAAAAGAGUCCUUACACAAGGCUUGUGUAAGAUACUUACAGAAGGUUUGCGUAAGAUACUUAAAGAACGCGUAAGAAGGCUUACACAAGGCUUGUGUAAGAUACUUACAGAGGGCUUGAAUUCGCGUUCUCUUUCAAGAAAAAAAAAUAAGGACAAAUUUAAACUCUUUGAGCGGUGAAUUGCGCAGCUAGCAAAGGCAAAAUAUCCACUAAUAUAUAAAACACUCAGCCUGGAAGGGCUGAGGCCCAUGUAAGUAUGAAUGAAGUCUCGUGAACUACUGGUUUUUCUUGUCCUCACAGAGUGAUUCUACUAUAAGAAAAGCAGAACCAUGUUGCAGAUAUUGGUUUUGCUUCUCAUUCCAGGCUUACUUGGUGAUGCGGGUAAAUAAUUUUCCAACAUUUUAUUUAAGAUAUUGAGGGGCCAGGGAAGGGUGGUCAAAUUUCUCUAUAAAUGAAAAAUGGGGCCAUAAACGUGAGAUAACCGGCUGAACGAACGUAUUUACAUCCAGAUGGACAUUUUCAACGAGUUUGAAAAAGUUGGGAUCUGUCAAUAGACCUCGCCCCAGUGAAAAGUCACAGACAUAAAGGGUGCGUUUUAUGGAAGACAACAGAAGGGCGUGUGUAUUCAGACAAUGACUUGCUUAUAUUAUACAAUGGGGAAAACGAAAGUUGUUUUUCUUAAUUGUUUUGCUGCAGGCAAUGCUCUGCUCAUAAGCGAUCCGGUAUAGUGUGAACCAAGCCUCGUUUGUCUAGUAUAUCAGCGGUUAUUUGAUAAAUCGCAAUAUUUUGCUCUUCCUCGUCCAAAAACUGUUUAUUAUACAUAUUUCAGGUGCAACUUGUCAGAGAGAGAUGCAGUUGCAAUUCUGUGAAGGCGAUUCACUUACACUCUCUUGCGCUCAUUUUUCCAAGAACAUCAAUAUCCUUUCUGCAAACUACGGUCGUUUGACUGGAGCUCAAGUCUGUGGCUGGGGACCAAUAAUGACCACUAACUGCAAAGCUAAUGGAGCACUUGCCAAAGUUCAAGCUCAUUGUCAGGGACGUUCAAAUUGCACAUUACAGGCAACCAACAGCGAGUUUGGUGAUCCCUGCUAUGGAACUCACAAAUAUCUAGAGGUAACAAUUUUUCUUAGCCAAAACUUUUCUCAGCCUGGUUUCAAAGGGAUCUCUUUUCUUCAAUUUCUCAUUGUCGCCAGGAUUCGUAGCUUUGGCAAGUUCAUGGAUCUUGAAAAAGAAGAAAAAGUCGUAACCUGA